CCCAGGAUGCUCUCUGGCUUCCCGAGUUACCCUGUGGAGGAAUGGCGGUGCCCUGUGAAUGUCAGCGUGCAAGGCUAUUCGGGUUGUAAGUGGAGUAGAGGGGACAGAAGGGAAAGCGGGUAUCAGCUUCCGUGGGGAGAUGCUUCGUCUUCACCUGCGCCUCCCAGCACUCCGCGUAGCGUAGACGUGGCGCGCGUGCGGCUGGCUGGGUGGUGGACGCUGGUGGACAGUUCCUCCAGCAACAUGACUUGUCACCUCCUUCGAGCCUUGCGCUAUGCGGAGACGCUGCACGGGGGCUCAGGAAAGAGGCUGUCGUGGCAACACCUGGUGCUUCGCAGCGCCUGCGUGGGCACUGGGCCCGGGGUGAGAUGGGGGUUGCAAGAGCCACGGAAAAGGCCACGAUCGAAGCCUGUCCUCGGGGUGGCCUCGAGAGCCGCGUGCACCCAGGGGCCGAGCCCCCAGCGCGCCGAGGAGGAGCGCAGCAAGCAGGUGUCCGUGCGCGGAGGCCAGCCAGGGGACGCCGCCGUGUCCACCUCACAGAAAGUGAAGGAAGCCGGAAGAGAUCUGUCCUACUUCGUGGUGGUGCUCGUGGGAAUCAGCGUCACAGGUGGCUUGUUUUACACGAUUUUCAAAGAACUUUUUUCUGCAUCCAGUCCUAGUAAGAUAUAUGGGAAAGCCUUGGAAAAGUGCAGAUCACAUCCUGAGGUGACCAGUGUCUUUGGCGAGCCUGUCCGAGGCUACGGUGAGACAACACGGCGGGGCCGGAGGCAGCAUGUCAGUUUUAUUGAAUAUGUAAAAGAUGGGCUGAAGUAUAUGCGGGUGAAAUUCUACAUCGAGGGCUCCGAGCCAGGGAAGCAAGGAACCGUGCACGCGGAAGUGAAAGAGAACCCAAAGACCGGGGAUUACGAUUUUCGAUAUAUAUUUGUAGAAAUCGGAUCCUACCCUGGAAGAACUGUUGUGGUUGAAGAUAACCGGGCUCAAGACAAUUAGAGGUGAUGCUGCUAGCGUGCCGUGCCCUGCCGGGCGGCGGGUGGUAUGGACCGCUAGCUCAUACAGUUGGCAAUCAUGACAGUAUUUCUGCUGCACCUAACAUUUUUCAUGAGAAUGUUUUAUUACUAAAAAUUUUACAUCAUGCUAAUAAAGACAAAAUUAAA
Messenger RNA from Ochotona princeps (American pika), 1154 nucleotides. RefSeq names its product translocase of inner mitochondrial membrane 21 (gene TIMM21). The transcript is spliced from 6 exons. Bases 7 to 990 code for a protein of 327 amino acids. Gene Ontology annotation, biological process: protein import into mitochondrial matrix. The record is from RefSeq and is a predicted model, not a curated record. NCBI's taxonomy places the organism in Eukaryota, Metazoa, Chordata, Mammalia, Lagomorpha, Ochotonidae. Gene Ontology annotation, cellular component: TIM23 mitochondrial import inner membrane translocase complex.